Haliaeetus leucocephalus (bald eagle) is the source of this 654-nucleotide messenger RNA. It is a transcript of the gene TPK1, whose product is annotated as thiamin pyrophosphokinase 1. Lineage: Eukaryota; Metazoa; Chordata; Aves; Accipitriformes; Accipitridae. Gene Ontology annotation, biological process: thiamine diphosphate biosynthetic process; thiamine metabolic process. The transcript is spliced from 7 exons. Gene Ontology annotation, molecular function: thiamine binding; thiamine diphosphokinase activity; ATP binding. The record is from RefSeq and is a predicted model, not a curated record. Bases 1 to 654 code for a protein of 217 amino acids.
AUGGUUAGGUUUAAGGUGCAAGUUCCCACUUGUUCAGCUGCACUGAGAGCUUGUGCCGAUGGAGGUGCCAAUCGUCUCUAUCACAUCACAGAGGGAAGCAGGGACAGCUUCUUGCCUGAUUACAUCAGUGGUGAUUUUGAUUCCAUUCAGCCUGAAGUCAAGGAGUACUACAAGGUCAAGGGAUGUGAGUUAAUUGAGACCAUGGAUCAGGACCUCACAGAUUUCACCAAGUGCCUGCAGAUACUCCAGAAGAAGAUAGAGAAGAACAGCCUCCAGAUCGAUGUGAUUGUGACUUUGGGCGGACUUGGUGGACGCUUUGACCAAACAAUGGCAUCAGUGGAAACACUUUUUCAUGCAACAAAUAUCACUCCUUUUCCAGUGAUAGUUAUCCAGGAGUGCUCACUGAUUUACCUGCUUCAACCUGGCAAGCACAAGUUGCAUGUGGACACGGGACUGGAAGGCACCUGGUGUGGCCUCAUCCCCAUUGGGAAUUCCUGCGAGAGCGUGACCACGACAGGCCUCAGGUGGAACCUCACUAACCAGGUGCUGAAGUUUGGAACGCUGGUCAGUACUUCCAACACGUAUGAUGACUCGGGGAUUGUGACCAUUGAGACGGACAAGCCUUUGCUAUGGACAAUGGCUAUCAAAAGAUAA